AUGGAGAAACAAUAUAGUAUUAUAGGAUCAUAUAAUGGGUUGUUGUGUUUGUACAAUGAAUAUGAACGUUGUGUCAUGCUGCGUAAUCCUUCUAUCAUGUUCGAAUCCAAAAAAUCUCCACCUGUUUCCCUUGGUUGGACUAUCCAACAUCAUGGCUUUGGAUAUGAUCAAGUUAAUAACAAGUACAAAGUAUUACUUGCUAUGCGAAAGAAGAAUGAUCAUGCUUUGACCAAAAUUUAUAUCUUUGGUGAAGAUUCUUGGAAAACCAUUCCGAAUUUUCCUACAUCCCGUGCGCCCUUGAGGUUGUCAGCGAAAUUUGUGAGAAGCACUUUUAAUUGGAUAGUUGAAAAAAGAGAUGUUAUUUCUAAUCAAACUGUGAUUCUUUCCUUUGAUUUGGGAAAUGAGACUUACAAGGAAAUCUUAAUGCCUCAAGAGGAUGGUGUCAAAGUCUAUAAACAUACUCUGUAUGUUUUGAAUAAUUGCCUUGGUGUCUGUCAGGUGUCUAACAAAACUCAUUGGGUUGCGUGGUUGAUGAAAGAAUAUGGAGUUUUUGAUUCAUGCACUAAAUUCGUAAUCAUCUCUCUUGACAACUUCAAUAAGAAAUCUUUUUUUGUUAUUCCCUUGUUCAUUUCAGAAAAUGGUGUUAUUCUUCUUAUGAACUCAGAUAGUUAUCAAUUUGUCUUAUAUAACUUAAAUAGUGGUAAGUUGGACUAUUUAUUGGAAGAUACCUACAAUUUUAUGUUUAAUCUGCAUAUUUGCUGUGAGAGUCUUGUAUCAGUGACAUGGUAA
This is a messenger RNA of Vicia villosa (hairy vetch), 789 nucleotides long. Its product is annotated as F-box/kelch-repeat protein At3g23880-like. Lineage: Eukaryota; Viridiplantae; Streptophyta; Magnoliopsida; Fabales; Fabaceae. The record is from RefSeq and is a predicted model, not a curated record. The transcript has a single exon. Bases 1 to 789 code for a protein of 262 amino acids.